CGGGGCCGGAAGCACGCGGCCGGCGGGCGGGGCGCGGCGCCUCCACUUCCGGCUCGUCGCGUCCCGGUGCGGCCGGCAGUUUGGGAUGUAGAAGAUACACUCCUGUGAUCUCCUGAAGUGGCCUGAUGCACGUGCUGAGUGAGCAAGACAAAGGUCCCUUCAUUGUUCCAAUUCCUGCAUGGAUCUGAGAGGAAGAGGAGCCAUCAACUGGUCCAAAUUUCUGUAGUCUAGAGAGGAUAGAUCACAACUAUUCGUUUUCCAGAAUGUUUUAUGGAUAUGAAGACACAGAUGACAGUGAAGUGUAUGAAGAUGAUCUUUAUCAUGAGGAGUCAUCCAGUGAGCAGAGUGUCGAUAGUGAGGUGGAAUUUCAUCUCUACAGCCAGAUCCACUAUUCCCAAAAUCUUGGUGAAAUCAGCACAGUGGAAGUGAUUGAAGAAGCUGAUGUUGCAGGGGUCGAAGGUCAGAGUUCAGCUCUAACCGAGACGCUGCAUGAAGACAAGGACGUCAUUGAAUUGCCCAACUAUGAUGUUCAGGUUUCCGAUGGCUCUGAGGUCAUUGUCUUGUCUGAUACACCAGAUGAAGAGAGUGUUUACAAAAGCAAGGCAAAGAAGUCAACAAGCUCUCUAGCUCAAGGUAAAGUACACACCCAUCUAGGAUCUUCCAUACCAAAUCAUGCCACAGCUGCUGAAUGUGAUACCCUGUAUCCUGCUGGAUCAGACACAGAAAUCCCAAGGCAAAGGAAAAGUGCUAGGGGAAAGCUUACCUCAGUCAGUUCUGUUGGAACUCAUGCCAUCCAAGAGGUGAUGGUAAUAGAUGAUAGCUCAAAUGAGGAGGAGGACAGCAUGAUAUCUGAAAGUGAUGAUGUCGAGAGUUGGAUGCUUUUGGGAUGCAGUGCAGAUGACAAAGAUGAAGAUAUAAUUUUGAACCUUGAAGGCUGUGGAACUCCAGUCAACGAAGGGGAUGUUGAUGUGGACUGGUCCAUCAGUAAUAAAGACUUAGAGGCACAGAUCUGUAACUAUGGAAGUGUGAGGCGUACAAGUGUGCGGUACUACACAGCUGAGAAAAAUGUUACCUGCAGAAAUUGCAGUAGACCAGGUCAUUUGUCCAAAAACUGUCCUGUUCCAAAGAAAAUUCCGCCUUGUUGCUUAUGUGCAGAAAGAGGUCAUCUACAAAACGCUUGCCCAGCACGGUUUUGUUUGAACUGCUGUCUGCCUGGCCACUAUUUUAGGGAAUGUCUUGAGAGAGCCUAUUGGAAUAAGCACUGCAGUCGCUGUGAUAUGAAGGGGCAUUAUGCUGAUGCUUGCCCAGAAAUAUGGAGGCAGUAUCACCUAACAACAAAACCAGGACCAAUCAAGGCAGCCAGUUCUCACUUUGAGCAGUCGGCUGUAGCGUACUGCUACAACUGUUCCCGGAAAGGACAUUUUGGAUAUGAGUGCUUAGAAAAGCGGAUGCAUGGAAGCAUGUUCCCCUCUUCUCCGUUCAUCCACUACUAUGAUGAUGAGUGCGAUCUCAAGAGGAGAGCAAACAGAUUAAAAAGAAAGAUUGCAGAACUACAAGAAGCUGGCCUUCUGCCACUACAGUCAGAGAUACCAUGGCAGGAAGAAAAACAUGGGGGAUACAUCCAUAAGAAAAAGAAGAAGCCUUGUAAAGAACAUGGUAAACAUAACAAAGAUUAUGAGUAUCACAGAAAGACAAGGAAGUCCCAGGCAGACAAACCCAGAGCAAAGAAACACAGAAGUGAUGUUGAUAGGGGCCACAAGAUGGAGGAAGACUUCCCUAGGGGGUAUGAAAAGCAGACAUCUAAGGGCAGCAAAAAACAUCACAAGUCCAUUUUCCAAGCACGUGGCAGCAAGACAGAGUAUGCUCGGGAGUUUCUAGAAGCUGCUAAAAGGAAGAAGAAAAGGAAAAAACAGAAAGAUGCUGGUCCUGAUAUCGAUGAGAAUUUAUUCCUCAUAAAACAGAGGAGGAAAAAGUCUAAACAGAAAUCCUUCUGCUGAUGAGGAAGUAGAUGGGCAGCACUGCUGUUUACUAGCUCUGGCUCUGCCUGAUGUUUAUUUUUGUCCCUCUUUACACACCAAAUUAAAAUAUGUCUCUGAAUCUGGGUGGGCAUGCCCAUGUACAAGUCACACAAGAAGCAUCCAUCUCUGUUCCCAAAAGGGAUGCUUUGUCUGUUGUGAACUGUUCACUUGAUAGGGAGUUUUUAAUGCUCGUGUCUGGAAUGACUCACUUUUCAGCAAUCCCAGGGUAGGCUGUAAAUUCAUUUUGUUUGCUUCUAAUGGGAGGGAGUGGGAAGGAGGGAGGGUGCUCGUGCAGGGUUUGGUAGGCUUUGUUUCUUCACUGGUGAGAUGUUGCUUUACCUGUCAGAGCAGGAUCUGCUUCUCAGCAGUGCAGUCCCUCAGACCUGAUGCUGCAGAGAGGCUUUCACAUUAGGGGGAGUCAGUGCAGACACAGGGGGAUACGGAUGUUCUCCUCAGUCACUCAGUCCUCUCCAAUGCACAGCUGAGUGCAUUCUCAGUACUCCCUUCUGUGCCUCCUGGAAGGUGCUGUGAAAUUAUAGCCUCGCACUUUGGGACAUGCCAGUCUCCACCUCACUCUGCAGUGUGAUGCCAUAGGUCUAUCACCAUCAGUGCCACAGAACUGGGUGCUGAGCACAGGUGAGGUCUGAGUGAGCUGUCAUUGCUGACUAGUCAGCACAGCACGAGAAAGCAGCUGAGAAAAUGGAACGGAAUUUACAUCUCAAAUAUGUCCUUGCUCCCCUUGGUGUGGAAGUUGUUUCUGCAGAAAUGAGAGCAGAGCAUUAAAAGUGUAUUUGAUUCCAGACUUAAAUGAGCUAAAAUUUAGUAAUUUAAAUUUUUUAAGACAGUUAUUUUUGUACUCUGGAGUUGAACAGUUAUGUUGUUAAAAGCUUUCUAACAGUAAAUGUUUGAUCAAAUGAAUAAUCCAAAUAAAACUUUACAUGAGGGAUACCCAAUAAA
This is a messenger RNA of Cygnus olor (mute swan), 2975 nucleotides long. RefSeq names its product zinc finger CCHC-type containing 7 (gene ZCCHC7). Gene Ontology annotation, molecular function: zinc ion binding; nucleic acid binding. Bases 264 to 1997 code for a protein of 577 amino acids. The transcript has 11 exons. NCBI's taxonomy places the organism in Eukaryota, Metazoa, Chordata, Aves, Anseriformes, Anatidae. The record is from RefSeq and is a predicted model, not a curated record.